Messenger RNA from Meriones unguiculatus (Mongolian gerbil), 1053 nucleotides. Its product is annotated as zinc finger protein 431-like. Gene Ontology annotation, molecular function: DNA-binding transcription factor activity, RNA polymerase II-specific; RNA polymerase II cis-regulatory region sequence-specific DNA binding. The record is from RefSeq and is a predicted model, not a curated record. The transcript is spliced from 3 exons. Bases 1 to 1053 code for a protein of 350 amino acids. Lineage: Eukaryota; Metazoa; Chordata; Mammalia; Rodentia; Muridae. Gene Ontology annotation, biological process: regulation of transcription by RNA polymerase II.
AUGCUGGAGACCUAUAAGCACCUUACAGCUCUAGGCUACAAUUGGGAAGAGCAUAAUAUUGAAGAACAUUGUCAACAUUCUAGAAGAUAUGGAAGUCAUAAAAGAACACAUACUGGAGAGAAGUCCUACAAAUGUAAUCAGUGUGGUAAAGGCUUUUCGUACCUCAGCACACUCCAAGUGCAUAAAAGAACACAUACUGGAGAGAAACCCUAUGAAUGUGUUCAGUGUGGGAAAGCCUUUUCACAACAUGGAAAUCUUCAAAAGCAUUUAAGAACACAUACUGGAGAGAAGCCCUAUGAAUGUAAUCAUUGUGGGAAAGCCUUUUCACAAGUCAGUAAUCUCCAGAUUCAUAAAAGAACACAUACUGGAGAGAAGCCCUAUGAAUGUAAUCAGUGUGGUAAAGGCUUUUCAUACCUCAGUACACUCCAAGUGCAUAAAAGAACACAUACUGGAGAGAAACCCUAUGAAUGUGUUCAGUGUGGGAAAGCCUUUUCACAACACGGAAGUCUUCAAAAGCAUUUAAGAACACAUACUGGAGAGAAGCCUUAUGAAUGUAAUCAGUGUGGGAAAGCCUUUUCACAAUUGAGUAGUCUCCAUAUUCAUAAAAGAACACAUACUGGAGAGAAACCAUAUGAAUGUGGUCAAUGUCAUAAAGGCUUUUCACUCCUCAGUUCACUCCAAGUGCAUCAAAGAACACAUACUGGAGAGAAACCCUAUGAAUGUAAUCAGUGUGAUAAAGCCUUUUCACACCCCAAUAGUAUUCAUGUACAUAAAAGAACACAUACUGGAGAGAAACACUACAAAUGUAAUCACUGUGGUAAAGCCUUUUCAAAAUCCAGUACUCUCCAAGUUCACAAAAGGACACAUACUGGAGAGAAACCCUACAAAUGUAAUCAGUGUGGGAAAGCCUUUUCACAAGUCAGUAAUCUCCACAGUCAUAAAAGAACACAUACUGGAGAGAAACCCUACAGAUGUAAUCACUGUGGUAAAGCCUUUUCCCAAUCCAGUAAUCUCCAUGUGCACAAAAAGACACAUACUGGAGAGAAACCCUAG